AACCGCACCUAGGAAGAAGGAACAAGAAAAGGCGCUGCGGGUGCGAAAAGAAAUUGCUCCGCAGUUGGCUCGCUCGCUGGCUUGCUUGCUGCUGCAGGUGAGUGCUGGUGGAUACGAGAGCUGAGCCGAGGCGGACCGGGGUGGUAGAUCCGGCGGGCGUGGCUUGCAGGAAGGUUGGUGAGAGGUUGGUGUAGGAGUAGGAGGGUUAGGGAAGGGGGAUGGAGCGGAAGGCGGUGGUGGUGUGCGCGCUCGUCGGCUUCCUCGGCGUCCUCUCCGCCGCGCUCGGAUUCGCCGCCGAGGGCACCCGCGUCAAGGUUUCAGAUGUGCAAACCGACUCUUCUCCAGGUGAAUGCAUAUACCCAAGAAGCCCCGCGUUAGGCCUUGGGUUGAUGUCUGCAGUUGCCCUUAUGGUCGCACAGGCUAUUAUAAAUACAGUUGCUGGUUGCAUCUGUUGUAAGAGGCAUCCAGUCCCCUCGGACACUAACUGGAGUGUGGCUCUGAUCUCAUUCAUUGUAUCUUGGGUGACCUUCAUAAUCGCGUUCCUUCUCCUGCUGACCGGAGCCGCACUGAACGACCAGAGGGGCCAGGAGAACAUGUACUUCGGCAGCUUCUGCUACGUGGUCAAGCCGGGGGUCUUCUCCGGAGGGGCGGUGCUCUCCCUCGCGAGCGUGGCCCUGGCCAUAGUCUACUACGUCGCCCUGACAUCGUCGAAAGGCCCGCCGAGCUGGGGGCCGCAGCAGAACCAGGGCAUCUCCAUGGGCCAGCCCGUGAUCCCGCAGCAGAGCAGCGAGCCGGUGUUCGUCCAUGAGGACACCUACAACCGGCAGCAGUUCCCAUGAUCGCAGCCGUACCUAAGCAUCCGUUUCGAGGGCCGUCCAUGAGGGUACUUGCAACCGGCAGCAGUUCAAGUGAUCUCGCAGUCGUACCUAAGCUUAGCCCGUAUGGAAGCUAUGUUGGCGAGUUUGGUUUGUAUAGCCCUGCAGGUUAGAACAAUAGCAGCAGUUUGGUUACCGUUAUUAUUAGCUAGGUUCAGUCUUCUCUUUUUGUUUGUUUGAGAUUUGAGAUUUGAGAAGGGUGGCGGCAUGCCUGUUUCAUCCCCAUGGGUGUUUAAAUUUGAAUGAACUGGGUAAUGUUGAGGUUGAUGGUGUCUUGCUUGUC
Molecule: messenger RNA, 1158 nt
Organism: Triticum dicoccoides
Lineage: Eukaryota; Viridiplantae; Streptophyta; Magnoliopsida; Poales; Poaceae
Product: protein MODIFYING WALL LIGNIN-1-like
Exons: 3
Coding region: 219-839 (206 amino acids)
Source: RefSeq, a predicted model, not a curated record